CGUGUUGUCCGACCCGGGUUUAAUAACACUAUUAGAAAGAGGAGAAGUCCAACUGCAAACGUGGGUAGUAAAUGACGAUGAGUAGUCUCCAUAAAAUGGCAGGUGAUGUUACUGGUGGGAUCGGACACUACGGCGGUGACAAUGGAGUGGGCACUAUCAAUCCUGCUGAACCAUCCGACGGUUCUACACAAAGCCCGGUCCGAGAUAGACGACGUGGUCGGACCAGACCGGGUGAUGGACGAAGACGACCUGCCAAAGCUGAAGUACCUUCAGAACAUAAUCACGGAGACGCUCCGGUUGUUCCCGGCGGCGCCGCUUCUUGUGCUGCACUACUCGUCGGCCGACUGUAAAAUAGCCGGGUACGACAUUCCGCGGGGCACGAUGUUGCUGGUCAACGCGUGGGCCAUCCACAGGGACCCGAACCUGUGGGAGGACCCCAUGAGCUUCCGGCCGGAGAGGUUCGACGGCGGCGCGCACGUGGAGUUAACGGAGCUCCUGCCGUUCGGAAUGGGGAGGAGGUCGUGCCGGGGGGCCGGGCUUGCCCGGAGGGUUAUGGGGUUGGCUUUGAGGUCUAUGAUACAGUGUUUUGAGUGGGAGAGGGUCGGGGAAGGGGAGGUGGAUUUGGGUGAAGGGAUAGGGGUGACAUUGUUCAAAACUGAGCCGCUUGUCGCCAAGUGCAAAGCCCCGCCGGUUCAUCAUUGUAAAUGAAUCAAAUAUUUUUAGUUCGAUUCGUGAUUCGUAUUCGUAUGAGGUGAUUCGUAUUUG
Molecule: messenger RNA, 765 nt
Organism: Cuscuta campestris
Lineage: Eukaryota; Viridiplantae; Streptophyta; Magnoliopsida; Solanales; Convolvulaceae
Source: the annotation of a GenBank genome assembly